Durio zibethinus is the source of this 1199-nucleotide messenger RNA. Its product is annotated as alpha/beta-Hydrolases superfamily protein. Lineage: Eukaryota; Viridiplantae; Streptophyta; Magnoliopsida; Malvales; Malvaceae. The record is from RefSeq and is a predicted model, not a curated record.
GAGGUAACCAAGCAGUAUCUGGCGCCGAGGCAACUCCGGUUUAUGUUUGGUACGGUUUCUCAACUCAUUUGAGAAGAAGCCCAAACGAAAAUUUCAGAGCAAAUUAUUUGUGUCAAAUUGGGAAAAGAAAGGAAGGGAAAUCUUUCAAGGAAUGGCUUCUCCACCGCCUUCAAAGCGAAGACGACAAGAUCGGACCGUUGAUAGAGAAUCGCCGUCAAAGUCUACGUUGACCCAAGGCAAAUCAUCCCCUGUGGUAGUCUUCGCUCAUGGUGCUGGUGCCCCCUCCUCUUCUGAUUGGAUGAUCAGAUGGAGGGAAAUGUUAAAGAAGGCGUUGAACGCCGUUGAAGUAGUGACAUUUGACUACCCUUAUAUAUCUGGGGGGAAAAGAAAGGCUCCUCCCAAGGCAGAAAAAUUGAUAGAUUUCCACUCAGAUAUUGUUAAAAAUGCAGUUUCCAAAUAUCCUGGGCAUCCUCUGGUUUUGGCUGGCAAAUCAAUGGGUUCAAGAAUCAGCUGCAUGGUGGCUGGCAGGGAAGACAUUGCUGCAUCAUUAAUUGUUUGCCUAGGUUACCCACUUAAGGGGAUGAAUGGAGCUGUGAGAGAUGACACUUUGCUGCAACUUACAGUUCCUGUGAUGUUUGUGCAGGGUACCAAAGACAGUCUCUGUCCCUUGGAAAAACUAGAAGCUGUUCGUAAGAAAAUGAAGGCAAUGACUGGGUUGCAUGAGAUUGAUGGUGGUGAUCACUCACUCAAGAUUUCAAAAAGGCACCUCCAAACAAAGGGAUUAACCCAAGACGAAGCUGAAGAUGCAGCUGUUCAGGCCAUUGCAUCAUUUGUUUCCAGGUCUUUGAGACGAAGGUGAUUCCUUCUGCUGCAGAGUGCAGACAAGCCUGAAUCCUUUUUGUCCAAGUUUCUUUUAAAACCUAUAGCAUUCGUUUGUCCCAAUGGAUUGCUAAGACCCAAGGUUUAUGUGCUCCUUUUUCCCCUGGCAUCGUACUAUUGUAUUAAAGUGUUGGAGCAGGCUGUUCUCUUUCAUGUCUACUACAUCCUGUCUGAGAAGGUUACCGUUCUUGUAAAGUGCUUGUAACCUGAAUACCUUUUAAUGGAGUUAAAAGCGUAACUGAGUUUGAAUGAAUUGGUGGCUGUUAUAAACUUGUAUGUACAAAACAUUUGUUUAUAUUGUUGGACUUCACUUUCGGGUA